AUGGCUGUGUGGGGCCUGAGAGGCCGCCUUGGCCUGCGCGGGUGCCUCGGCGCCGGCAGGAUACUGUGUCUCCGUUUCCAGACCCGCGGCCCUCAGGGCGUGGAAAACGGAGAUAGGUCACAGCCUUCCUUGAAGAUCCCCAAGAUUUACACCAAAACAGGAGACAAAGGGUUUUCUAGCACCUUCACGGGAGAAAGAAGACCGAAAGAUGACCAAGUGUUCGAAGCUGUGGGAACAACAGAUGAAUUAAGUUCGGUUAUUGGGUUUGCUAUGGAAUUAAUCACGGAAAAAGGCCAUACAUUUGGUGAAGAACUCCAGAAGAUCCAGUGUAUGCUGCAGGAUGUCGGCUCCGCCCUCGCAACGCCCCGCUCCUCGGCCAGGGAGGCGCACUUAAAACAGGCCGCAUUCACAGAAGCGCCCAUCCUGGAGCUGGAGCAGUGGAUUGACAAGUACUCCAGCCAGCUCCCACCUCUCACGGCCUUUAUUCUGCCUUCAGGAGGCAAGAGCAGCUCUGUGUUGCACCUCUGCCGGGCCGUGUGCCGUCGAGCCGAGAGAUGCGUGGUGCCUCUUGUCCAGAUGGGAGAGACGGAUGCAAACGUGGCCAAGUUCUUAAACAGACUCAGUGACUACCUCUUCACAUUAGCCAGAUAUGCAGCUAUGAAGGAAGGGAAUCAGGAAAAGAUAUACAAGAAGCCCUGA
Messenger RNA from Orycteropus afer afer, 699 nucleotides. It is a transcript of the gene MMAB, whose product is annotated as metabolism of cobalamin associated B. NCBI's taxonomy places the organism in Eukaryota, Metazoa, Chordata, Mammalia, Tubulidentata, Orycteropodidae. The transcript is spliced from 9 exons. The record is from RefSeq and is a predicted model, not a curated record. Gene Ontology annotation, molecular function: corrinoid adenosyltransferase activity. The coding region runs from base 1 to 699 and encodes 232 amino acids.